GGCCCUGCCGCGGGCCGCGACCCCUGUCCCGGAGCCGUGUGUCCGGCCCGAGCAGCGCGAACCCGCCCGGCCCCGGCCGCGGGCACCGCUCUAGCCCCGUGCCGAGCGAGGCCUUGUUUCUCCUCUCUCUGCCUCGAUCUCGCGGCUGCCGGAGCCGCGUUCUCUCUCUGUGCUCUCAUCUCUUGCCCGCAGAGCCCCGUCUGAAGAGCAGGGCAGUAGCACAGGCCAGGUUUUUAUUCUCUUUGGCUGCAAAGCCAGGCUGCAACGCGCAGGUUGAACGCAGGCGAGCAGCGCGGAGCCGGCUUAGUUCCCUGCCCGCGUCUCCGGCCUCCAAGCGCCGCUCCAGCCCCAGCAGGCAGCGCGGAGCCGGCUCGGGUCUCCCCGCCGCAAUGCCCGGCGCGGCCACAGGAGGGCGGCGCGGAGCCCGGCUUUUCUCCGCCUUCACGGGCUGCGACAAUGCCUCGACGGGACCACCGGAGGGCAGCGCCGAGCAGCGGGUUCGCCUCCCCUCCGCGGCGCGGCGCGGCUCCUCGUGGCUGCAGUGCUCGGAGCGCACCACGCGAGGGCAGCACUGAGCGCGGAUGCACACGACAUGAGUGUGCGCUUGGGUGCAAGGCUGGUAGACGAACAGCUGUAUCAGUCUCCCCAGGGAUACAGAGACAGCGAGGAUCACUGCGUCAAUUAGGGUGCGUGUUACACACACACUAUCUGCAGGUCGGUAUGCACACACAUCCUUACCGGAUACAUCUCUGUACAACUGCCGUUUUUCAAAGUACGCAAUGAAUAACACCGUCACUUCUCGAUAUUAUACUAUUUUACACCAAAGGUCCCAAGCCCUCGCCUAGCAUUGAACUGAUGUCCUGCAGGACUUCCUCAACAGCAACAGGCAGAAAACAAAAAUCAGAGGAUCAGGAAUUCCUGAGCAUCUAGAACAAAGCAUGAAACUCACUGGCAUUUGUGCCUCUUUCUUCAUUCUUUUCUACAAUAUCGCUCCUCAGCAGGCAGAAGCUCAAGAUUCGUGCUCCCGCCAGUGUGGGAAGAUGCUGGGCAAAUGCUCUUGCCAGGUGACCUGCAAGUCCCUGGGGGAUUGCUGUCCUGAUUACAGGGAAUUUUGUCUGCAAAUCUCUCCAUACUCAGGGUCCCUGAUGGGAGGCAAAGACUUUGAGAUUUUGAAUGUUACUUUCAAUGCCUCCUCUGAUGUGAGAUGCAGGUUCAAGCAGGAGAUUCAGAUCAGUGGCUAUGUUGCUCAGGAUGGUCAAGCCCACUGCAUCUCACCAUUGCUGUAUGAGACUGGCUUCAUUCCCUUCGAGGUUUCCAGAGACAGUGGCCUCACAUUUCCCUAUUCAGGAAACUGGUUAUCAGUACAUCACAGCAAGGUGUCAGCUGUGGAAAAAUGCACACUUGUGAAUGCCACAAAAUGGCAGUACUAUGGCACACCAAACACAGGAGGAACCCUGACUGUCACCUGGAUGAACCAGACGCUGCCAACAAGACACGUCAAUAUAGAAGUCUGGGGGUACCAGGAAACAGGUCAGACAUACUCAGAGACCUGGAUGGCUGAAUGGAAAUACCUUUACACUCUUGGAAGGGAAGAACCUAACAGUGGAACAUUUACUUUCACACCUGUACCUGCUCAAGCAAAUUACAGUAGUUGGGAGGUUGGGGCUUUGAGAAUCAGUCCCAGCAGGUAUUCUGAUGGACAGAGCAACAUUCCUGCACUCUGGAGCUCAGGACAUGCCCUGGCCUGGCAUCUUGGAGAGGACUUCAGGAAGGAUGCAGCUGCCUGGGCGACAGACAAGUGUCUAAAGUGGGACUUGGAAGAGGAGAGACUCCCUAACUUCCUGGAGGAGGUAGCAGAUUGUCCCUGCACGCUGGCACAGGCAAGGGCCGACACUGGCAGGUUCCAUACAGACUACGGGUGUGACAUUGAAAAGGGAAGCAAAUGCACUUACCAUCCUGGAGCUGUGCACUGUGUACGGGGAAUUCAGGCCAGCCCCCAGUACGCAUCUGGGCAGCAGUGCUGCUAUGACUCCACGGGUACCCAAGUCCUCACAGGGGACUCCACGGGGGGCAGCACACCUGACCGAGGCCAUGACUGGGGUGCUCCACCUUUCAAAAGGCCUCCCAGGAUUCCUGGGUUUUCCCAUUGGCUUUACGAUGUCAUCAGCUUCUAUUACUGCUGCCUGUGGUCUGGCAACUGCCACCUGUACAUGAAGCGCCGGCCCUCCAGCGACUGCAGGACUUACCGCCCCCCUCGAGCUGCAUCUGCCUUUGGGGACCCACACUUCCUCACAUUCGAUGGGCUGAACUUCACAUUCAAGGGCCAUGGUGAAUACACACUGGUGGAGUCCAAUCUGACGUCUCUAAGAGUACAAGGGAGGACCCAGCCUACCAGACUUCCCAACAGAACGGUGGCACAGGUAACAGGCUUGUCUGCUGUGGCCAUGCAGGAGAGUAACUCUGACGUGAUCGAGGUACGCUGCUCGGAGUACUCGGCCCUGGAGGUCCUGCUGAACCAGGAGGUGCUCAACCUUUCUGAGCAAAGCUGGAUGGAUUUGAAAGGCCUCUUUCUCUAUGCUGCAGCUGGUCAGAACGUCACUGUGAUGUUCUCCUCAGGGGCGGGGGUAGAAGUGAGAGCCAGAGGAGGUUUCUUAAGCCUGACAGUCCUGCUGCCAGAAAAAUUCAUGAAUCAGACCCGGGGCCUCUUGGGGGUAAUGAACGACAACCCAGGGGAUGAGUACACCUUCAGAAAUGGGACAACCAUGCCGCUUGAUGCCAGUCCACAGCAGCUGUUUGCAUUUGGAGCUGACUGGGCUGUUGGCAAUGAAACUUCUCUCUUCACUUAUGACACCCAGUUCUUACUGAACACCUUCUUCUAUGGGCCAAAGCACAACUCUUCCUUCCUACCAGUAUUUGUUCCUCAUGAAGACCCUACAGACCCCCUGGUGCCAGAGAUGGCCAGGCUUUGCGACUCAGACCCUUUCUGCAGGUUUGAUGUGUUGACAACCAGAAGCCUCGAGGUGGGAAACGCUACCAGAAUCUCCCAUCAGAACCACAAAGCGUUGGUGGAGAGUCUGCAGCCAGUGGUCUCUUGCGGCUGGCUGGAUCACCCUGCCAAGGGCAGAAAGGAAGGGACAAACUACCUGAUGGGCUCAACUAUCCGCUUCAGCUGUGAUCAAGGGUACAGCCUGGCUGGGUCAGAAGAAAGAACCUGCCAGCUGACGGGGACCUGGUCGGGGAAUGCAGCCAGCUGUUUGCCAAGCACAGAUAACCACCAAGCAAUUCUCUUUGGCUCUAUAUUCGGAGUUCUAGGCUUUCUAAUCUUGGCGGUUCUAAUUUUCCUGUUGUACAGAAAAAGGAAGAGAGCGAACCGGAGCCCAAAUGCCCCCGAAUCAGUUCCAGGCGAGAAAGAACUGAUGCCCGCCAAGGGACGCAUCUGUGAGCAGCGCAGCCGGGAGUGGGAGGCCGCCGCCGCCACCGCCUCCGCCUGGAACAGGUGUCCCCGGCCGCGUCGGGCCUCUGCCUGCCUGCCUGCCUGCCUGCCUGCAGCCGCUUCCCGACUCCCGGCCCCCGAUUCCUUUUUCACAGCUAGUCUUUAGCCACUGAAAGGCUGCUAGCAAUGAAAUAGAUGUGCCUCACCUGGGCGCCGCCCCCGCCUCCGCCUCCGCCCCGGCCGGGCG
Alligator mississippiensis (American alligator) is the source of this 3680-nucleotide messenger RNA. RefSeq names its product sushi domain-containing protein 2. The transcript has 16 exons. The record is from RefSeq and is a predicted model, not a curated record. Bases 939 to 3599 code for a protein of 886 amino acids. NCBI's taxonomy places the organism in Eukaryota, Metazoa, Chordata, Crocodylia, Alligatoridae.